Drosophila takahashii is the source of this 3988-nucleotide messenger RNA. RefSeq lists its product as uncharacterized. Gene Ontology annotation, molecular function: cobalamin binding. The record is from RefSeq and is a predicted model, not a curated record. NCBI's taxonomy places the organism in Eukaryota, Metazoa, Arthropoda, Insecta, Diptera, Drosophilidae. Gene Ontology annotation, biological process: cobalamin transport.
GCCCCGUAACGGACGGUCUGAGAAAACAUUGAAAAUCAAAAAAUCGCAGUUAACGCAGGCGAAAACGCGAAAAUCGAGAAAACUAACCGCCCCCUUCGCCCCGCAAAAAUCGCCAAAACGCGAAAUUAAACAUCGAAAGCGAGAAAAAAGAGAAGAGGUCCUUUAAACCGACAAAAAAACGAAGCAAAUCGGGGCGACUAGAAUCGAAAAAGAGAAAUUCCAGGACUUUCGAGUGGCGAAAAGUCGGAUUACGGAUUACAUGGAAAUAUAUAUAUAGACAUAGAAAUACACAUAUAUAUAUAUAGUAUAGCCUGUAUAUAGCUUGAUUCCGGGACUCGAUUUGCCCUUUAUCCUUGGCGGCUCGUCCUUUGUUGUUAUUGUAUUAUUAUAAUUUUCAGCAGGAUGUUGUCCCUGUCGUCGCCGCCGUGGCUCCUGCUCCUGGUCCUCUCCAUCCUGGCCACGGGCUCGGCCACGGUGGUCUCCCUGGCGGAGAACGCGACGCUGGCGACGCUACCCUCCUCCGCUCCGAUCCCCGUGAGCUUCAGCACGACCUCAGCCAGCGAACUGGAGAACCAGACGAUCAGCAGCAGCAACCUGAAUGCCAACAACGAAGCCAGCGACGAGCAGACGGGCAGUGCCAGCAGCAGCAACAUCAGCAGUCACAGCAGCAACAUCAGCUCCUCCAGCGGCAACAUCAGCUUCAGUCAGUCUAAUUCCAAUGCCAACAGCAACUAUAGUUCAGCUGUUAUUCCGACCACAACGACAUCUGCUGGCGGGGAUCAGCAGGAGGCGCUCAUCCUGGCCACGCCCCCGGCGCUGAACGGAAGCAGUGCGCCCGGGGAGCAUCAGCAUCACCAGACGAUUGGCCAGGCGCCGCCGACGAAGGGCGAGCAGGAGGCCAUUUUGCGGGCCUUGGAUUGGCUGAAGGAGAAGCGGGCCUCGGACUACGGCUGGGGCAACGACACCCAUGUGGUGAUCCUGGCCAAGGAGCUGAGCGGCGGCAGGGAUCCCAACGACAGCGUGGACGCACAUGUUCAGGUGAUCCAGGAACUGGAGGACACGCUGUCGGUGAAGGAGAUGGAGAUCGAGAUCCUGGCCAUGCUGGACCGCCACCACACGCUGCCGAAGCCCCUCGAUCUGGACAAGCUGGCCCGCUACGUGCUGGCCUUGGGUUCGCUGUGCAAGGACCCCAAGCACUUCCAUGGCCACGACCUGGUGGCCACGCUGCAGCACCAUGAGCCGGCCCAGGACAUCGAGUUCGCUUUGACCACGCUUUCGGCCUGCAGCUCGGCGGCCCACGUGAGGAAGCGCCAGAUCCGGCGGCUCCUGGACAUCGCCAGCGGGGUGACGGACCAGAGCGUCGACGCCAUCGCCAUGGUCAUCCUGGCGCUGCGCUGCAUCGUCACCGACCACCGCCACCGGCACCUGCAGCACUUUGUCCGUCGACCGGCACGCGGCUUGGCCAGCCUGCAGGAUCAGCGGGGGAGCUUCGGCUCGCUAAGGAGCACCGCGCUGGCCAUGCAGGCCCUCCAGGAUCUGGAGUACGACCCGGCCGGCCACUGGAACCGCACGGCCGCCUCGCGCUACAUCCUCAGCCGCCAGCGGGCCGACGGCGGCUGGAGCGAGGAGCCGCUGCAGGAUGGCCAGGAGCCAGACAUCGGCGUCGGUCUCACCGCCGACAUCAUCCUGGCUCUGGGCUGGAAGGGAUUGGGAGCGGUGCGGGCACUGCAGUGCGACCAUGUGAUACGCGAGAGCAGCGAUCCCACGGAGAACGGCGAACCCAAGCUGGCCGUUCCGUUCGGCCUGAGCUCCUCCGCCGAGGAGUCGGACGCCAAGAACAUCUCCUACACGUACACACUCUGGGUGGGAUCCAAUGUGACCGAGGCCUUCUCCCUGUCGCUCGUCUCGCCCAAGAACACUAGCUUCUUCAAGGCCAUGACCCAGGCGGCCGAAAUGGAUCCCAGAUUUAUAUUCGAGGCCCGGGAGUGGCCCAAUGGUCACUACGUGCACACCCUGUAUGGCAAAAAGGAGGAGCCCCGAGGGUAUCACUACUGGCUGCUUUACCGAUUGCCAGAGCUGCCCGAUCCCAAUAAUACGCCCGGGAAUCAGCUUAUUGCGCCUGUUGGUGUGGACGAGCUAAUGGUCGAGGAUGGGGAGCACUAUCUGUAUUGGUACAAGAAGCUCUAAGCACGCGGCCUUAGACGGAGCUGCAGUUUAACCCACUAAGCAAAGUCGAUAAACACCCGGUGCUACUGGACUAUAUCUAUUCUAUAUACGAUAUACGAUAUAUGGCCAUGUCACGUCUCACACACACACAACACACACGCAACAAGCUAGAAGGCACACAGACACGCGCGCAGGAAUACCUGUGUGUAGAUCCCUAUGUACUGGUAUUCCUGGGCGGGUGCAUUGCUCCCUCUCUAUAUAUAUUGCAUAUAUAACUGCAUAAAAUAAUGGCGUAAUCAAAAAAAAAAAAAAGAAAAAGAAAGAAUGAAAAAAAUAAGACACCCAAAACCACAAUACACGGAGAUCACAGAAGAGUGAGUGAAAGAUCGGUGAAAGGAAGCCCAGAUUUCUAACGGAUAACUAGGAUACAACACCCAAUAUAGUUAAUUGCUCUAGACCUCACAACUGAUCUCGAUUCGGAGCACCUCAGGCUAAUACUUAUGCAUAACGAUAACUAAAAACGAUAACGAACCGAUAAAACAGAUAACAAAAAGGAAGAGGCAGUGAUGAAAAACAAAAAGUAACGACUUAAAUGCACUAACAACAGGCAUCGAACGGUUAGCCGUUGACUAACGGUAGCAAUCCGUCCGUUUUUGGCCCUCUCAAUGCUUCGCUUCGCAGCGAUCGAUGCUAAUCGAUACUCGGUUAUCGACAAAAUCGACAUAAUCGGGCGAAUCGUUGGUGCGAUGAGCGAUAACUAUUUCGUUGCUCGUUUAAGACACCCAAAACAAAAGAAUACCUAAAACCAAAAUGCUUUAUAUGUUAUUGAAGUAAAAGAGUAGGGAAGGAAGGAAGGAUCUAGUGGGUCUAAUGGAUCGCGAUCUAAUCGAUCUGAGGGUAGAAAAAACGGAGGAGGAGGAGAAAGAGCUAGUCCAAGCGAAGCAUGUUAUACCAAACACCGUACGUAACAAUAAGUGAUUGAAAAUCAUCCUUAGACAUACACACAUACUGCAUAAAUCGAUAUAUACAUCUUGCAUAUACAUUAAAAAAAAAGUACGCUAGUUUUAUAUGAAGUUAAGUGAACAAAGGCCGUGGCAUAUUAUAUAACGAGUAUACAGGAUAGCAGAUAGCAGAUAGCAGAGCGGAGGAGAGAACGAUACUACCCCAGGACACUAUAUACAAACGCCUAACUAUUCGCUCCCCAUUAAUACGCACCUAUACCCAUGCCAUACUAUCCGAUAUUACAUUAGCACAUAUUAUUCGUACAUACAUGCUAUCUAUCUCUAUCCCCCGAAAAACGAAAUAUAUAGCUAGUAUAGCACCCCCAAAAUCGUAUCACCACCCGCACUUCUUCACUUAUCACUCGGAACUUUCAGCCCGUUGAUCUUAACGCCUAGCCUAACCGAAAACUACAACUACUAAAACUACUACUUGAGAUCUUUAAGUGCAGCAGCGAAUCCAAAACUAAACUAAACAUUACUAACCUAGCGAUCUAACUAACUCGUUUAUAUUAUAAGCAUGAAAUUGAGCUUUUUAAUUGUGCAGAACCCAAAUUAGAACACGAAAAACAACUUACAAUUUACAACUUACAACUACACCAACACCGACACCUAGAAAACAGAUGGAUUUGGAGAAAGCAGCGUAGGAUUUGAGAUUUGCGAUUUGAGGAAUGUGUUGUGUAUGUUCUAUGACCCAGUUUGUCCCCUUCUACGAUUGCCCAUAUAUAUUUAUUUUCGAGUCCCCGACAUUUGAGCAGCAGCAGCAGUAAAUCUACAUGCAGAAUUCUUCGAUUCCACUCGAAUCUAACAAAAAUUCAGAUCUU